GAUGAAUGAUUUUAAUGUUUUUCCAUAUUUUCUCUGAAAAGCUUCUUUUAUGUCCACCAAGUCGAUUUCACAUCUUGUGACAACUAAACGAAUCAGAUCUCUGUCAUUUGUUCCCAGACCUGCCAUCGCUUUAUGAAGACGUCUUGCGAAAAAUUCGGAGCGAUCUAAAGCGACUCUUAAAACAGCAACAAGCGCAUCUUCAAUGUCACCACUGAAUUCCUUCUUGAUAUCCUUCUCCAGGGUAUGACCGCAAAGAAUUCGAUUAAAUUCAGAUUCAUCAGUGCCCAUUCUAGCGAUGCCAGCAUCACGUAAUGCCUGAGCAUCAAUGCUUGCAGCAUUGA
Clunio marinus is the source of this 341-nucleotide messenger RNA. NCBI's taxonomy places the organism in Eukaryota, Metazoa, Arthropoda, Insecta, Diptera, Chironomidae. The record is from the annotation of a GenBank genome assembly.